AUGGACCGCACCCAAUACACUGUGACCCUGAAAGAGUUCCGUCAAUUCCACUCGAUCGACCGAGCCCUGUACUGCCUCCUCACUUUUGACCUCCUCCGCGACCCAACCGAGUCCCUCAACGUGCUGGCCCUAUGGCUCUGGCUCGAGCGCUUGGGCUUCUACAACUUCGUGAGCCGAGCCCUCUCACUCCCGCCCUUCCUAGUGGACCAGCUGGCUGACGAGGCCGUGGAGUGCCUCAACUGCCUCGACCCCCAAUCCCCCUUCUUCCCCGACGCGAUAAUGACCGAAAUACCCCUCACCCACAGCCUCGCGGGCCGGAGGGACAUUUCCCUCCAGUUCUUCAUCGGGAGGGGCAACGAGGUCCAGACCCUCGUCCGUGAGGUCUGCACUCCGCUCGUGGCCGACCUCAAGGACGCGGGCCCGGGAACGGGCCCGGCCCGUGGGGUGGAGAGCGAUCGCGACGAGAGGACGGUGUUCGUGACGUUCUCGAAAGGGUACCCGGUGGGGGAAGGGGAGUUGAGGGGGUUUUUGGCGGGAGUGUUGGGUGGGGAGGAUAGGGUGGAGACGCUUCUUUUCGUCAUUGGAAAAUCUUUACUACCAUUUCUGCAACCCGAGCUUCCUAGUGCAGUAUCUUCCGGCGACUUUACUGUUAGCUUCCUGACAACUUCCUUGGACGAUAUCACUCCACGAUGCUCUACCUUCUUCCGACGGCUGCGAUUGUUCCGAUUCCGACGAUAUUGUAGACUACCUCUUCGAUCUCAUCCUCUCAAGCCCGUCUCGAUUCCUUAG
Striga asiatica is the source of this 789-nucleotide messenger RNA. The record is from the annotation of a GenBank genome assembly. Lineage: Eukaryota; Viridiplantae; Streptophyta; Magnoliopsida; Lamiales; Orobanchaceae.